CAAUCACAGCAAAGUUAACGUGGCAGAAUAUGAUUCGCAGAGAGAACUCUAUUUGUCAAGGAAUCCCGAAACAACCAAUCAGAAGCCUGCGUUUGUCUACCUAGACAACCAAUCAGAUGACUGCGCUUGUCUAUAAUAAUGUUGUCUGAAAUAUGUAUAAAUACGUGUUGAUUUUCAUAAUAAAACGAUCUGUUGCCUGGCCCUUGUCUUCUGUUGUUACAUUUGGUGUCGCUGCCUACCGACAAAUGAAAAGCCGAUACCCUGCAGUUUUUGAUGGAGACAUAUGGAUCUUCGGGCAGGACUUCAAGGCUUCUGCGCAGUUGAGUGGCGUUCAAGAUCUGUCAGCGAUGGAGCUGCUACUUGAGACGCUGCUGGGAGGUCGGGCGAAAGCAGCAUAUGUAGGUGUGGGCCGAAGUAUGGACGAAUGUUCGACAGGGUCAGGCAAACAGUUUCCAAAGUGGGAAGGACCAUAUAUGGUCACUUCGAGAUGGGGUUACGCAGACACAGUCGCAAUGGCGAACAAUGAGAGGCGCGUGAACGUCAGCGAGCUCCAGAAAUGGAUACAGCGAGACAAGCCAACGAUGACGCCUGCACCAAGUAGAUCAAGCCGACUUCAGUCGCACGUAUUUGACGGGGGGACGAGUGUGGUGAGAGCAGGCUGCUAGCCGAUUGGUUGGCACUAAUCUACGUUAAGGUCUAGGUCACUAAUAUGGGCCGUGAGAGAAUAUGAACAAGCCUGAGUCAACAACCAAUCACAGCAAAGUUAACGUGGCAGAAUAUGAUUCGCAGAGAGAACUCUAUUUGUCAAGGAAUCCCGAAACAACCAAUCAGAAGCCUGCGUUUGUCUACCUAGACAACCAAUCAGAUGACUGCGCUUGUCUAUAAUAAUGUUGUCUGAAAUAUGUAUAAAUACGUGUUGAUUUUCAUAAUAAAACGAUCUGUUGCCUGGCCCUUGUCUUCUGUUGUUACA
Molecule: messenger RNA, 970 nt
Organism: Trichobilharzia regenti
Lineage: Eukaryota; Metazoa; Platyhelminthes; Trematoda; Strigeidida; Schistosomatidae
Source: the annotation of a GenBank genome assembly